AUAAACACUGAAGGUCUAUGUCAAGAUUUGGUAAUUAUUUUUGUAUAUUGUAUAAAUUAUUUGCAAAGAUGCGUCAGACAUUUUCACUUGACUAUUUUACCCUUCAUUUUUAUUUAAAUUACAUCACUCCUUCAUUAUUGCACGGUUUGCACAUCGACAGACGACAGCGACGACAGGUAAAGUUGUAAAGCUUGUGUUUUAAUUGAGAACUAAUGUUUCCCUCAUCCAACAGCCGAUUUGAGACCCCUGCAACCUUCAAGUUCUCUCUCUACAAAUUUCAGCUCUUUCUCUGGUACUCCAGCCUCCAGGACCCAGAAAUGCCCAUCAAUAUAGAAGAUGAGCCCGAUUGUGGGUCAGAUGCUGAUGUUAUGUCUGAUGAUGGACCAUAUAUUCCUGGAAUUCCAUCAACAGAACCUUCAAGUGUCGUAACACUUGAAACAAAUGCAACUACCAAAAAGAAAAGAAGGAGUGUAGUUUGGGAUGAGUUCACAAUCAUUGAUGGGCAGGGUUUUGAUGAUGGGAAGAAUCGAGCUGAAUGCAAAAGAUGUAAGCAAGUUUAUAGGGCUGAUAGUAAUAUUAAUGGAACUGGAAGCCUUAGGAGACAUAUUCUACAUUGCCCAAAAAGGGAAAACAAAGGAAACACAAGCACCCAAAUGAUUUUUGGUGUAAAUGAUGGGAAAGUGAUGUUAAGAGACCAAAAAGUUGACCAAGAUUUUGUGCGGGACAAAAUUACGAAGCUUAUUGUGAGACAUGAGUUACCUUUAGUUUUUGUUGAGUAUGAGGAGUUCAGAGAGUUAAUUACAUACCUUUUUCCGGGCUAUACCCAUAUUGCUCGAAACACACAAAUGUCAGAUAUUUUGAGGUUAUACAAUUUGGAGUCCAUUAGAAUCAGGAAUUUACUUAACUCAUUUCCUGGGAGGAUUUCUUUGACAAGUGAUUUAUGGACAUCUAUCACUAAUGAUGGAUACAUUGCUUUGACUGCCCAUUACAUUGAUAAGGAUUGGGUGUUGCAUAAGAAGUUGUUGAAGUUUUGCAUCAUGCCACCUCCACACACUGGCAUCCAUAUUUGUGAAAUGGUUUCAAAAAUCUUGUCUGACUAG
Messenger RNA from Macadamia integrifolia, 1100 nucleotides. RefSeq names its product zinc finger BED domain-containing protein RICESLEEPER 2-like. The record is from RefSeq and is a predicted model, not a curated record. Gene Ontology annotation, molecular function: DNA binding. The coding region runs from base 213 to 1100 and encodes 295 amino acids. The transcript is spliced from 2 exons. NCBI's taxonomy places the organism in Eukaryota, Viridiplantae, Streptophyta, Magnoliopsida, Proteales, Proteaceae.